Molecule: messenger RNA, 2478 nt
Organism: Thrips palmi
Lineage: Eukaryota; Metazoa; Arthropoda; Insecta; Thysanoptera; Thripidae
Exons: 6
Coding region: 865-1614 (249 amino acids)
Source: RefSeq, a predicted model, not a curated record
UGCCCUGCCGUGCCGUGGUGUUCCCCCUGCCGCAGACGUCGGACGGCGCCCUGCCCUGCAUUCAGGCUAAUUCGACCCACUCCAUUGUCGAGGCGACCUGCAGACCGAUUCCGAGAGUCGUUUUCGUCGCGGUGUCUCUCUCGCACUCACGGAGCGUCCCGUAUAGGGGCGAGAGAGGCAGAGCGACGAACACGACUCUCGGAGUCCGUCUGCUGGAGUACGGUGGCAACAAUACGACCCCACUCGCAUCGCGUUGCCACGGCGACGGCUCAACUGAACUGCAAUUGUUUUGAUGGUGGAGUGUCGAGUACGAUGGUGAGCCUUCGCGACUUGCGGCCCAGCCAGGUACUGCUGCUUUCCUUUGGUGGCGCCCUGUCUCUCUCGCACUCAUGGGGCGUUUCGAAGGGGUGUGAGAGAGACGUACAGGUGCUCCUGCUGGUCGUUCACCCCCCAGAGCGCAGCAGGGCCUUCGGCAGCCGUCGCCGUCAACGUGCUAAUUGUCAACGUGGUCGCCGACGUCGCCAACGUCGCGAGGGAGGAGGGCGGCCGUCGGGUAGCGACUCGGUGUCACCGCGAACGCGAAGCACGCGAAGGCACCGGGUCAAAGCAGUUGGCCCCGUGUCCGUCUGCCUUAGCGGCCCCAUGGCCCUCGCCUCGACUAGGGCGAUCGCAGACUGGGCCGCCGCCAGGACGGAGGAGAGGAGGCCCGGGGCCCACUCUGCCCUCCGCGACGGCGGGGAGCGUGGUGUUCCGUGCGCCGCUGCUUAUCCAAUUUACUCAAUCAGUUCGAAAACCCCCUCCGCAGACUGAUUCCGAGAGUCGUUUGCGUCGCUCUGUCUCCCUCGCACUCAUUGGGCGUCCCUUAUGUGCGAGAUGAGAGCACGACGAAAGCGACUCUCGGAAUCAGUCUGCAGUUCUCAGUCUCAACGACACCGCGCACCCACAUUCCACCUCCUCGGCGUCCUCGACGGCGUCGUCGACGGCCACUCCGUUCUAUUGCCACCACAAUGCACUUGGGUCACUAAACCGGCAGUUUCCUCCACCCAGCGUUGGCCGAGUGCAUCAUCGUCUUGCUUUGUGUCGACGACGUCGGCGGUCAAGAUGCCCAUCCUCGAAAAGGGGUGCCUUUGCUGCGCCUUGGACACCUGCGUCAAGGUCCAGGGCUUCAUCCUCACGGGCGCCUUCGUGGUGAUCGCCGUCGUGGACCUCGUCAUGCUGUCCGUGUGGCUCAUCCCCCUGGAGCAGAACCUCUCGCCGCAGUCGGACGACUUCGACAGGCGAGCGAUCAGCACCACCAAGGUGGUGUGCAUCGCGCUGCUGUUCUGCCUCGUCCUCUGGGUCGUGCUGGGAGUCCUGCUGCUGUACGGAGUCUAUAAGAAACGGCGAGCGCUGAUGUGGCCCUACAUGGUGGUGGGCGUCAUGAACCUCCUCAUCACCACCGGGCUGCUGGUGUUCUACGCCUCCUCGGUCAACGCGCAAAUAGCCAACAUGUUUAUUUUGAUUGUUAUUCUCGCGUUGCAGCUCUGGCUCAUACUUCAUGUGGUUAGUCUCUAUCAGAAAUUUGGGAUUGAAGAGCGGGCCUACGAGCAGCAGCAGCAACAGCAAGAGGAGUGACAGCCAUAUGUAGGUUUAAGAUUCGAGUACCAUUGAGUUGCAGUGGGUGCCAACUUCCCCCAAACAAUCUGUGAUAUCCCCAGGUCCCUUCCAUGAGCUCAAAGUUAUGACUCAACCAUGUACAUAAUGCCAGACUGUUUCUAUUUUGCAUGUUAUCUAUUACACAAUUUUAAUAGGUUUAAUAAUGCUGUUUUACUGAGCAGAAGAGGUGAGAAGGGAAAGAGUAUUCAAACAAAUGUUUUGUAAGAAAGUACUUAUUUAUAACAAAAAAUACUUAGCAUCUUGUUUUACAUUGAUAAUUGUGUUUGUACUACUUUUCAUAUCAUAUCAGCAUGCUCCUACAGAAAUUGUAACAAAGACUCUUCUAAUCAAAUAACAAAUGACUCCUUAAAAAACAGUCAGGAAUCAUCCUGAGGAGAAAAAUAUAUUUGUAGAACAUCCAAACCUCAUUGAAUAAAAAAGAGAUUAAAAAAAUAGUCGUUUUUAUAAAAAGGAUAACAAGACUCAUACAGAUAAAAAAAACCCAUACACUGUUAGUUGUGGCAUAUAACAACAGUACAUCAAAGAUGGAUACAACAGCAGAAAGUUCCAUCCAUCUAACGCAAAAGGUUAUUUGGAUAACUGUUUUUGAUGAAUAAUUCAGAAAAGAAGGGGUGACAUUUAGGCACCAUUGACUACACCAUAACUAUUUUGUGUUCUUAGGGCCAAAUUAUUAAUAAAGCUUUCCUGAAGUUCAUAGGUAGAAAUCCUGGAAGCCCCAAGGCAGUGUUAUUACCCUAAGUAUCACAGAAAUUUUAUGGCUUCUCUAAAAACAACAGUUGCAUCAUUAGUUGCUCACAAUACUGAACAAGGGUAGUAACAGAU